GCGCGGUUUUCUUGGUCACGUGGCAUGUGAAUUUUCGCGCGGUUUAAAUAGUUUGUUGUAGUCAGCCUUAAAUUUCUUCGAAUUUACAACGAAUCAUCUGUCGUUUGAUCACUUAAUCGGGAUCCUAUUCUUGUGAAUCCGACUAAACUGUGUAAGAUUCUCCAGCCAAACCGAUAAAGAUAGAUUAUGUCUUCACCCACCAGUACCCCAGGAUCGCAACGGAGCAGGAGGGGUCGAAGCCAGGAACCUAACAGCCCUGAGGAGGGAAUGGCAACGCCUUCGAAGUCGCCCAACCCCAAUGCUGCCACACCCAAAAGCGGACAGAAGAGGAAGCAGGGUGAUGAAACACCCCGUUCUGCUCGGAGACGUCGUCUGGAUGCAUCACCUGCUGAGGACCUAAUUCCCCUUCCUUCAUCUUCCUCACCACAUCCAGCUGCUGGAAAUGCUGGCGGUGAACCCGAUAUAUCUUUCACAUCAAGUCCUGCCAAUAUCCGAACAGGUGGCUUCAAUACUAGUGAGCUGGACUUGUGGUCUCCUGUGAACUAUGGUUUCCCAGCCACCCCUAAGACACCUGGACUUGGAAGCACCCCCAUACGUCAUCGGUCAGACAUUCGAAGUGACCGCAGAAUGAAACAAGUGGACAUUGGUGGUUCGGAUGCUGUGGAUGGUGGAGUCCCAAGCAGUGAAAUCAGUGCUUAUGGCCCCCAGAUGGUGAUAUGGGGCACGGAUGUUGUUAUAAACCAUUGCAAGGAGAAGCUUAAGCGUUUUGUGUGUCGUUAUAUGGAUGAGGAUGUUGCUGAAGAUGAGGUCUUCGAUGGAAUUGACCCGAAAAAGCCAUAUUAUUUGCAACGACUGCAAGAAAUUGGUGUUUCUGGUGACCCAUUCCUCUGCAUCAACUGCGCUCACCUCAAGAAAUUCGACGCCGACUUCUACCGGCAGAUGAUCUGCUACCCCCAGGAAGUGGUGCCGAUCUGUGACAUGGCCAUCAACGAGAUGUUCUUUGAAAGAUUCCCAGACACAAUUCUUGAACAUCAGAUCCAGGUCCGACCAUACAAUGCUGAAAAGACCAAGUAUAUGAGGUCUUUGAACCCAGAAGAUAUCGACAUGUUGGUCACCAUAUCCGGCAUGGUGAUCCGUAUGUCUUCGCUGAUCCCAGAAAUGAGGGAAGCUUUCUUCAAAUGCAACAUCUGCGGAAAUGGUACAUCUGUUGAGAUCGACCGAGGUCGUAUUGCUGAACCCAACCGCUGUACCGACUGCGAGUCAAAGCAUUCCUUCGCCCUGGUGCACAACCGUUCACAUUUCUCAGACAAACAGAUGAUCAAACUUCAAGAAUCUCCAGAGGACAUGCCACGAGGUCAGACGCCGCACACCAUAUUACUCUACGCCUACAAUGACCUCAUUGACAAAGUCCAGCCUGGAGAUCGCAUCACGGUGACUGGCAUCUACCGUGCCAUGCCACGCCGUGUCAACCCACGUCAGAGCAACAUUAAGGCCAUCUACAAGACACACAUAGACAUUGUCCACUUUCGAACCGUUGACACCAAAAGACUGCACAUGGAUGGCGGAGAUAAAAGCAAAUUUGGUUUGAGUGAUACGAGGAUUGAAGAAUUAAAGAGACUCUCCGAAACUCCUGAUAUUUACGAACGCUUGGCCGAAGCUAUCGCUUUAUUUAGGUCUGAAGUGAAUGUCCUUCUGUGUGGUGAUCCUGGCACAAGCAAGUCUCAACUGCUCCAGUAUGUACACAAUUUGGUCCCUCGAGGACAGUACACAUCCGGGAAAGGAUCCAGUGCAGUUGGUCUUACUGCUUACAUCACUCGGGACCCAGAGACCAAGCAGUUUGUGUUGCAGACUGGUGCUUUAGUUCUCAGUGAUGGCGGUGUCUGCUGUAUUGAUGAAUUUGACAAAAUGAAUGAUAGUACCAGAUCCAUACUUCAUGAAGUUAUGGAACAACAAACGCUAUCCAUUGCCAAAGCUGGCAUUGUCUGCACCCUAAAUGCCCGGACAUCGAUUCUUGCUGCUGCCAAUCCCGUGGAAUCUCAAUGGAACAAGAAUAAGACCAUAACUGAAAACAUAAUGUUACCUCACACCUUGCUCUCCAGAUUCGACCUCAUCUUCCUCCUCCUUGACCCUCAAGACGAGAUGUUUGACCGGCGCCUCGCUGCCCACUUGGUCUCCCUCUACUUCCAGAGUAAAGAAGACACUGAAGGAGAAGUUAUGGACACGGGUAUUUUACGUGAUUACGUCGCUUACGCCAAGAGUUACUUUGAUCCAAAAAUUAGCGAGGAGGCUGGCCAGUCUUUCAUCCAAGGCUAUGUGGACAUGCGCAAAGUGGGGAGUUGUCGUGGCCAGGUAUCGGCGUACCCUCGACAACUGGAGUCUCUCAUCCGAUUGGCCGAGGCACAUGCGAAAAUGAGGUUCUCCAAUGUUGUGGAAGUCCCUGAUGUUGAAGAAGCAAAGAGGUUGUACAAAGAAGCGUUGAAACAAGCAGCAGUGGACCCGUCGACAGGGAAGAUAGACGUCUCCAUUCUGACAACGGGAAUCAGUGGUGCAGCGAGGAAGAGGAGGGACGAGAUCAAACAGAGCCUGAAGAAGCACAUCAAAGAAAAAGGAAAGACCCCAACAUUUCAAUAUCAGAAACUGCUGGAAGAAUUCCGAGAGGGAUCAGAAGUUCCUAUCACCAAAGAACUAUUUGAAGAUGCCCUCAGAGACCUACAAGACGAAGACUUCCUGGUCGCCACAAACCGUCUCAUACGUCUUUGCCAGUAAACGACACCCAUUCCAGACGUCGUUCUUCUUGGCAUUCCUGAAGGUUUUUCAUUUGCAUUAACAGUGAUUUUUCUGUGAUUAACGAUUGACUGGUUUUUUGUUAAUAUGAGCAAAAAGAAAAAAAAAGAAAAAUGUCCAGAUAAAAAAAAAAAAUAAUAAAUUCCCUUUGUAUUUGUCCUAUCAAAAAACCCAUUAUUUUAUGUCCUGGGUAAAGUCACACUUCAUUCGUUUAUCUAUGUCCAGAUAAAAAAAAUUAACCUCGUUUGUGUAUAUAUGUCUAGUAAGAACACUCAUUGUAUAUAAUUAGGUUAGGACAAAAGUGUAUCAUUUUUUAAGUAGAAUACAUAAAAUGAUAUUUAGAUAUUUGUACAUAUGACAACCACAUAUGAGGGGUUUCCUAAAAGAAACCAGAAAUUUGCAAUAUUUGCCUUCAAAAUAUUCUUUACUUGAAGCAACGCAUCAGUCCAGAUGCAUUUCCCACUAUUUGGAAGCAGUGCUGGAACUCUUGAAAAGCGAUCCCUUUUAACGCCUUCGCCUUUUUCUUCACCUCUUCCACAUCUGCAAAUUGCAUAGCACCAGCUUUCAUCACCAGUGAUAACCUUUGAAGAAGGGCCUGGAAUCAACUCCCACCUGUUCUUUCGGGUCGUGAUUGCUUUUGAUUUUUCAUAAGCAAAGCAAAUCACAAAUUAUGCUGAAACCCUUUACAUUCGCAAUUCCUCACUUAAAAUUUGUUAGCUGGAGCUCCAAGACACACUUGGCGAUGUUCCUCCGUGAUCAGUUCACGAAUUCUCAUGAUGUUUCCAUUCGUUUUGGAAGUUGACGGUCGCCCUGACUAAGGUUGGUUUUUUAUUGUGACAAGUGACCAUUCCUAUGGCGUAAACUGGUGUUUUGCUCACGGCAGUGUCCUUAUAAGCCGUUUGAAGCCUGAUAACUGUUUUUGGCUGCUGUUCUCCCCAGCAGGAAACAGAAAUUCUUGGAAACAUGCUGUUUCUUCGUAUCCGGCAUCAAAAUAAUUGACGAACAGGGAAGAAGCAGUUCAAAACAAAGGCACACCGUGUGGCAGUUUGACUUCGCCUGACGCUGCUGGCCGGCAGACUGAUGCCUGACGGUUGCAUCAAGUGGCUUCUAGCAGCAGAAGACUAAACUACUACGGGCUUAUCCCACAGAGCAAAUUUCUGGUUACUUUUGGGUACCUCCUCCAUAUGUCCCAUUUUGUUCCCACUACCUUUUGCCAACUUUGAGACAGCUUCAUGAUUCUUAACUCACAGAACUUGGCCUCUUCCUUGGUCAUGAACUGCUCUAAAUGGAUUUUGCGGUCUUCCGAAGAAUUGAAGUUCUUCUCAUUGUCAGAAUUUUGUAAGGAUCAAUACAAUGGUUAUCCGAAGGUGUAUGGUGUGCGUGGUAGGAUAUCCCAGACAGAUUAGCUAUACCAAUUUCUGUUGGAUCUGCAAGGAGAUAUUCCGGACAUAUUUCUUCAAAGGAAACCAAGGUCUAGUGUUCUUCCUGAAGGAAGACAGCAUUCUACCAAUUGGUCAAUUCCGGACAUAUUCCUUCGACUGCUUCAUUUAGCCAGUCUACUAGGGGACAAUUAUUGACUGAAAUUCAACACCUGACUUUAUAAAAAUUUUCACUCUUAAAUCUUGCAAACCAGUCAUGAACUGUUCUCUUAGCUAUGGCACCAUUUCUGUAAGCUGCAUGUAUUUUUUUUUACUGUUUGUACAGCACUUUUUUCCUUGAUCAUAAUAAAAGAGUAUCAAACAAUACAAAUUUA
Messenger RNA from Octopus bimaculoides (California two-spot octopus), 4537 nucleotides. RefSeq names its product DNA replication licensing factor mcm4-A. Lineage: Eukaryota; Metazoa; Mollusca; Cephalopoda; Octopoda; Octopodidae. Gene Ontology annotation, cellular component: nucleus; MCM complex. The record is from RefSeq and is a predicted model, not a curated record. Gene Ontology annotation, biological process: mitotic DNA replication initiation; double-strand break repair via break-induced replication; DNA replication. Gene Ontology annotation, molecular function: single-stranded DNA helicase activity; single-stranded DNA binding; ATP binding.